GGCAGCCGCGCCAACUAAGGCUUGGCCCCGUGCGCUGAGCGGCAGUGUGCUGAUGCACGGGCUGGAGAGAGCGAACCUCGGCCACGGUCUUUCCCGAGACGCUUUCCCUUGUCCCGAGCUGCGAUGAGCACCCUAGCCGUGCCCCAGGACUUGCAGCUACCCCCGAGUCAGAGGGCCCAGUCCGGGUUCAGAGAGCAAAGAAGAGAAAAACUCAAGGAAUAUCUGUUGAAAAGAAAAACUGCUUUUGCCCUCAAACAGGAAAAUCAGAUAUUAUCCAGUAGUAGAGACCAGAGAGUGAGGACAUCUGAAGGCCAGAUCCAAAAAGAGGCAAAAGUUCUGAAACUGAAGACAAAAAUGGCUGAUAAAGAAAAUGUCGGUAGACCUACUGGGAUCAAAAGUAAUAUAACAGUGGAGAAAAACUGUAUUCCUUUAAAACCUUCUAAUGAAUUAACCAAUUCAGCUGCAGCAAUUGAUUCGCCUAAUUUUGAGGAUAAUAAUCAAACUCUGCCAUCGUUACCCAUGAAAGAUGACCCCCAGAGUCAACAUAUGACAUUAAGCCAAGCAUUUCACAUUAAAAACUACAGUAAAAAGAAGCAAGUGACUGUGGACAAACCAAAGCAAGAUGCUACCAUGCCCAAGAAGCCUGUGCUUGGAUCUUAUCGUGGCCAAAUUGUUCAGUCUAAGAUCAAUUCAUUUAGAAAACCUCUACAAGUCAAAGCUGAGAGUUCUGUAACAACGAAGAAACUUUCAACUACAGACUCUAACGCCACAAAGCCUCAGCCUGUAGACACUGGUGGUGGAACAGUGAAAAGUGACAGGGACUCACAUGUGACGACUGCCAAGAAAUUUGUGAGCACUGGCACUACAUCUCACAGCAGACACCUUGUGCGACCUCCAAUUAGAAGUCACCACAGUAAUAAUACCCAGGACGCCACAAAACGGGACAUCAGUAGGAUGUCUGCCAAUGUCACAAUUCGGAAAGGGCCUCGUGAGAAGGAAAUAUUACAAUUAAAUACAGUGUCAUCUAGUAUCAAAACCAGUUCUUCUCAGGACAUAAAUAAGACACUAUCGAGAAGCACGACAUCUGAAAUGGUAGCCAGGCCUGCUUCAUCUUCUAAUACGAAGCUGAUAGAAAAGUCUAAAGGCAUUGAUCAGCGCAGACAUACCAUCGUAAAAGCAACUAUUGAUAGUCGAUGGGCUCGGCCCAAAGAAACUGCAGAGGAGAGAAAAGUUCGUCUGAGUGAGUGGAAAGCUGGCAAAGGAAGGGUGCUGAAAAGGCCCCCUAACUCAGCAGUUACCCAGCCUGAGCCUGAAGGACAGAGUGAAAAACUGGUGGAGUCCUUCUGGACUACCAUGGCCGAAGAAGAUGAACAACGAUUGUUUACUGAAAAAAUAAACAAGACAUUUUCCGAAUGCCUAAACCUGAUUAAUGAGGGAUGUCCAAAAGAAGAGAUAUUGGCUACACUGAAUGACCUGAUUAAAAAUAUCCCAGAUGCCCAAAAGCUUGUUAAAUAUUGGAUAUGCCUUGCACAUAUUGAACAACUCACAAGUCCAAUUGAAAAUAUUAUCGCAAUCUAUGAGAAGGCCAUUCUGGCAGGAGCUCAGCCUAUUGAAGAAAUGCGACAUGCAAUUGUUGAAAUUCUGACAAAGAAGAGCCAAGAAAAAGUGAAAUUUGGAGAAAAAAUUGAGGAGUCCUCUGCAACUAAGGAACAAAUCCAAGAAGUCAACGUUGAUGACACAGGUAUUAAUCUAGAGGCAGAAAAAACGGAAGUGGACAAUAAGCAUCCUAGAAAUGUGAUAUUUCAAGAUUGUGAAAGACAGCAAGAUGACAAAACAAAAGAUCCAGCCAAUGAUGUUAAAACCCCCAAUACAGAAAGUGGAGCUGGUUGCUUAAUUAAAUAUAAUGUGUCUACUACGCCAUACUUGCAGAGUUUAAAAAAGAAGAUGCAGUUUGACGAAACAAAUUCUGCAUUUAAAGAGCUGAAGUUUCUAACACCAGUUAGACGUUCUCGACGUCUUCAAGAGAAGACUUCUAAAUUGCCAGAUAUGUUAAAAGACCAUUAUCCUUGUGUGUCUUCACUGGAACAGUUAACAGAGUUGGGAAGUGAAACCGAUGCUUUUGUGUGCCGCCCCAACUCGGCCCUGUGCCCCAUGUACUCAGAGGCGGUGGCGGAGAAGUGAAGCUCUAAGGAUUGGGGUCUGAGGAUUCCAAGGCUGUUUUGUUGGUUUGGUUGUUGAGACUCUGUAUAUUCCUUAGGUCAAGAAUUGCCAAGUACCUAUGUCUUCUGGGCAGUGAGUGCUGUUACUAAUGUUCACUUUAUAGCAGGUGUUGGCUUCUGUGCCUUGGAAAACUAAUCCUACCUUGAUCUCAGUACCUGGAGUUUUUCUCUACAAAUAAGUUUUGUCAAGACAGACCUAGCUUGCUUUUUCAGCCAGUUCUCAUACCCCAGACUGCCUGGCUUCUUCAUCACCACUUUCCACCAGGGCCAGUGAGUCUGCAUCUCUGGUCUCUUGGCCUCUUCUUUUUUUUUUUUUUUUUUCUUUUAAACUGUGGUCACCAACAGGGGUAAUUAACUAAACACUCUAAGUAGUAAGAAAGAAAAUAUGCCAAACUUAGUAUUUGGAACUUUAACUGAGUUCCUUUCUAUAGUUCCCUUUGUAACUUGACUAUCUAAAAUGUUAAAAUACUAACUUCUGUUGCUUCAUUUGAUAUAAUUUAUAGACUAUUAGAAUGGAGUUAGAGAAAGAAUAUAUAAUAUUUAAUGUCAUUCUAUUUCAAGUAGGUUUUCUAAAAUAAUACUUAAAAUUGAUUUAUUCCUUGUAACAUAAAAACUUCAGUUAAAUCAUGUCUCUUAAAAACAUGAUAGCCAUACACAUAAAUACCACCAAUAAAAUCGUUUUGUAGGUCUCUAAACUAAUACUUAAAUGGCAUACAUCCUUUCCCUACUCUACAGUUUUUCAAAUUAGAAUCCUGUCAUUGUAAAAGAAUACACAGUUUUAAAACUGCAUAAUAUGAUUGUGGUUGAAAAUCACAUACUUAAUCUUAUUUAUGUUCAUUAAUUCCAUUUGUAUAAUAGCACCUAUCUUUGUUCUAUUUAUUGUCUUAUGUUCUAGAGAGUAGGAUUUUUAUUCCUUUUUAAACUGUGUACCUAAUAUGUAUACAAUAAAUUAAAAGAUCUAUAUAACAAUAUUUCAAAGACAUUUCUUUCAACAAAUGUGCAGUUUAACCACAGUGAAUAAAUUUAAAGCUUGCCUUUGAAAUACAUCAUAGUGAAAUCUGACUUGAGGUUUUUCAACACUUAAAAUAAACGUAUGUUUAAUGGUGUAUUUCCUUUUGAAAAAUUAUCAAUCUACUUACCUAA
Messenger RNA from Phacochoerus africanus (Common warthog), 3362 nucleotides. RefSeq names its product cytoskeleton associated protein 2 (gene CKAP2). The transcript has 9 exons. Gene Ontology annotation, biological process: negative regulation of microtubule depolymerization. The coding region runs from base 124 to 2181 and encodes 685 amino acids. Gene Ontology annotation, cellular component: microtubule cytoskeleton. Lineage: Eukaryota; Metazoa; Chordata; Mammalia; Artiodactyla; Suidae. The record is from RefSeq and is a predicted model, not a curated record.